Anguilla anguilla (European eel) is the source of this 664-nucleotide messenger RNA. RefSeq names its product NADH:ubiquinone oxidoreductase subunit S4 (gene ndufs4). The record is from RefSeq and is a predicted model, not a curated record. The coding region runs from base 69 to 581 and encodes 170 amino acids. Gene Ontology annotation, biological process: electron transport chain. Lineage: Eukaryota; Metazoa; Chordata; Actinopteri; Anguilliformes; Anguillidae. The transcript is spliced from 5 exons.
AACAUGUUGAACAGCAUCUAUUUUGAACCUUUGCGCUUGCCGUAGAAUUUAUUUUUUACGGUAGGAAUAUGGCGUCUUCAAUGUCACUUUUGGGUCUAAGGCGGUUAUCUUUGCUGAAUACAGCGACUAAGAUUUUGCUGAAUUCAACCAGGUCCGUGAGCGCCUCGGCAUGCAGGCCGGCGGAGAAGGCGGAGCGCGAGUCGCAGCUCAUCACGGUGGACGAGAAGCUGGACAUCACCUCUUUGACCGGGGUUCCAGAGGAGCACAUCAAAACCCGAAAAGUGCGCAUCUUCGUGCCGGCGCGGACAGCCAUGCAGUCCGGGGUCAACAACACCCGCAAGUGGAGGAUUGACUUCGACACCAGAGAGCGCUGGGAGAACCCGCUGAUGGGCUGGGCCUCCACGGCUGAUCCUUUGUCCAACAUGAUCCUCACUUUUAGUUCCAAGGAAGACGCUAUUGCUUUCGCUGAAAAAAACGGCUGGAGUUACGACAUCCAAGAGAAGAGGACAUCCAAACCAAGAGUCAAGUCCUAUGGGGCCAAUUUCUCAUGGGACAAAAGGACCAGGAGGUCCGCGAAAUAAACGGACUUACUGUCCGUCCACUUAACCCUUUGAUAUUUAUACACUUGCAUUAGAAUCUGAAUAAAAUUACACGAGCGAACGUC